Molecule: messenger RNA, 1713 nt
Organism: Pseudopipra pipra
Lineage: Eukaryota; Metazoa; Chordata; Aves; Passeriformes; Pipridae
Product: zinc finger protein 3-like
Exons: 2
Biological process (GO): regulation of transcription by RNA polymerase II
Molecular function (GO): RNA polymerase II cis-regulatory region sequence-specific DNA binding; DNA-binding transcription factor activity, RNA polymerase II-specific
Source: RefSeq, a predicted model, not a curated record
UUAUUGAAGAACUUUGGCCAGAGCUCCAAGCUUAGCACUCAGCAAUCCCUGCACACUGGGAAACAGCCCUGCAAGUGCUUGGACUGUGGGAAGAGCUUCACUUGUAGCUCUGCUCUUGUUGCCCACCAGCACCUGCACACAGGGGAGAAGCCCUACAAGUGUCAGAAAUGUGGGAAGAGCUUUGGCCGGAACUUUCACCUGAACCGCCACCAGCGCGCCCACACCGGGGAAAGGCCCUACAAGUGCUCGGAGUGUGGCAGCAGCUUCAGCCGGCGCUUCUGCCUGAUCCGCCACCAGAUCAUCCACACUGGAGAACAACCCUACCAGUGUGGGGAAUGUGGGAAGAGCUUCAAUGACCGCUCCAACCUCAUCACCCACCAGCGCCUGCACUCCAGGAAACGGCCCUACAAGUGCUUGGAAUGUGGGAAGAGCUUCAGCCUGAGCUCUGACUUGAUCUGCCACCAGAAGAUCCACAGUGGGGAACAGCCCUACAAGUGUCCUGAAAGUGAGAAGAGGUUUCAGACCAGCUCACAUCUCCUGCAUUAGCAGACACACAAAAGGGGAGAGGCCUUUCUGCUGCACUGACUACAGGAAGAGCUUCAACCACAACUCCCACCUUGUCAUCCACUGGAGAACAAAAAUCGGAUUCCACUUGGGUUGUUCUUCAGGCAGGAAAAAUAAGAAGUUUCCCAGGCUGUUGGUUAAACUGCAGGAGUUGGUUAGACAGCACCAGUUCCUGGCAGCAGAGAGUGUUUCUGAGCAGCUCAAGAGCAGCUCAACCCAGGGCUGUUCAUCAAGGCUGAGGCCUAAGGAGCAUUUCUCAGAUCACAGGGAGGCCUGGGGGGGUGGGGAUGCACCACCACACCUGGAAAGGUGUCGUCCCAAGGACUUGCACAGCCGGGAGGUGUUUUCAGUCCCAGGCCCCCCCGGUCACCCCCCAAGGUGCUGGACGGCCCUUCAGACCCACCUGAGGCCACCCCUGUCUCCACACCCUUUGCAGGGCAGCUCAUGGAGCCUCCAGGACAGGAGAUGGUGCCUCUGGACCUGCCUCACGAGGGGCUUCUGCCACCCCCGGGGCCACAGAGGGGACAUGGGCACCCUCAGCUCCUCCUGCCACAAGCUGAUCUGGGACAACACCCCGAGCUCCCAGGGCCUGCACAGGUCCUGCUCCGUCGUGGGCUUUAUCAGGAUCUUCCUGUUCUCCUCAAAUGAAAACACACAAAGCUGAUAAUUCCCCCACGGCCCCCAGAAGUCACACGUCUCCUCAGCAAAGCAAAACUGAUCCCAUAGGAGCAAUUUGUGGAAUAUUUAUAAGGAAAAAAAUCCAGAAAACAGAACAAGGAUCAACUGACACAGACUAGGAGUACCUGUGGACUCUGCUGCCGAGUCACUGGCAAAUGUAAAGUGUUUCUAUACUUACUAAAACUAUAUAAACCCCCUUAGCAAUGCCCAGCAGGUGUUCUUGGCAUCACUGUAGGGAACAGAGAUUAUAUGACCUGGGAGAAACUUAAGGGGAACUUGGCAAGAUAAAAGUGGACGUGGUGAGAUGUAUCUUUGUGUGGGGGAAAUUGCUUGGGAGUAUUUUUCUCAUGGGCAGUGAAUGCUUAACUAAAAAGUAGAUCUAGAGAAAAAUUACUAACAGGAAUUUACUGCUGCUGUAAUGGGGUAUAUAAACCAUGAAAGAACUGUAAUAAAUGAUUCCAUUAUACCACA